Molecule: messenger RNA, 1693 nt
Organism: Setaria italica (foxtail millet)
Lineage: Eukaryota; Viridiplantae; Streptophyta; Magnoliopsida; Poales; Poaceae
Product: histone deacetylase 14
Exons: 9
Coding region: 95-1429 (444 amino acids)
Biological process (GO): chromatin organization
Cellular component (GO): histone deacetylase complex
Molecular function (GO): histone deacetylase activity
Source: RefSeq, a predicted model, not a curated record
UCGACGUCUCGACCGCACCUGCCCGCCACGCACGCAGAGGGGUGAGCAAUCGCCGGUGACAAGGAGGACGCAGAGAAUUUUUUUUCCGUUGGUGAUGGAGCAGCUGUUGGUGCCAUCCCUUCCGAUUCUUCGAGGGAGGAUGUUGCCUCUGCUCAAACAUUGCUGUGCCUUUGGAACUCAUCAUCUCUUAACCUGGGGGAGCAUCUUCCAAACAUCAGGAAGAGAACAAAAACAAAUCAGGAGUUGGAGCGCACAGUGCUCGGCAAAUUAUGACAGAGCUUCUGUACCAGAGAAAGACAGUCCUCUAAAGAAUUUAACAUUACCUGAUAAUUCACUUCUUGAUGCCCGUAUUCUCUAUUGUACCUCUCCUGCCCUGGGUCAUAACAAAGAAGCACACCCAGAAUCUAACAAAAGAGUGCCUGCAAUAGUUGAUGCUCUUGAUAAAUUGGAGCUUAGUCCCAAGCAUCGUGGUUCACAGGUUCUUGAAAUUCAAAAUUUCAACCCUGCUUCUCUAGAUGAUGUUGCACGAGUUCAUUCCAAGUCUUACAUCACUGGACUUGAAAAGGCUAUGAGUAAAGCUGCAGAUGAAGGUCUGAUAUUAAUUGAAGGAACUGGACCAACAUAUGCUACAGAGACUACUUUCCAAGAAUCACUUCUAUCAGCUGGUGCUGGAAUCACACUGGUUGAUUCAGUGGUUGCCGCAUCAAAGUUAGGUCCUAAUCCACCCCUUGGCUUUGCGUUAGUAAGGCCACCAGGACAUCAUGCUGUUCCUCGAGGUCCCAUGGGCUUCUGUGUGUUUGGGAACAUUGCUGUGGCAGCUCGGUAUGCUCAGCAUCAAUAUGGACUAAAGCGGGUGAUGAUAAUAGAUUUUGACGUUCACCAUGGCAAUGGGACAUCCGAUGCAUUUUAUGAUGAUCCGGACAUCUUCUUCCUCUCAACUCACCAGCUUGGAAGCUAUCCUGGGACUGGUAAGAUCGACGAAGUCGGUCAAGGUGAUGGCGAAGGCACAACGCUCAACCUGCCACUUCCUGGUGGCGCAGGUGAUUACGCAAUGAGGUGUGCUUUUGAUGAGGCCAUUGCUCCAUCCGCCCAGAGAUUCAAGCCUGAUAUCAUCCUUGUUUCAGCCGGGUACGACGCGCAUGCACUGGACCCCCUGGCCGGCCUGCAGUUCACCACGGGCACGUUCUACAUGCUGGCAUCGAGCAUCAAGCAGCUGGCAAAGGAGCUCUGCGGCGGCCGCUGCAUCUUCUUCCUGGAGGGAGGGUACAACCUGCAGACGCUGUCCAGCUCCGUCGCAAACACGUUCCGUGCGUUCCUCGACGAACCCAGCCUCGCGGCGCAGUUGGACGACCCGGCGAUGCUUUACGAAGAGCCGACUCGGAAGAUCAAAGAGGCGAUUGCGAAGGCCAAGGGCAUCCAUUCGCUUUGAAGGCUGGCGCCAAAGUUUGAAGCGAUGCUUCUGGUACAUCUUUUGCUCGUUUCUCGUAACACUACGAGACUGUUGUAGCAUAUAUGUGCGCCGUGUAGGGGUUUAAUUUCAGCGCUGAUACCUCUUAUGGGUACAUGGUCAUGUACGACGCAUCGCUUUCUAUACGACACGGCUUUUAACUUGGUUUUGCGGCCGGCGAGACGAACGCCGGUGCUAAUUUCUGAUGAGCCUGUGACUGGCAUAUAUAGCUGCUGUCUCGCGUCA